AUUAUCUAUAUUUAAAGCGGUCAGUACUAGACAGAUGGCAACAUUCUGAGGUAGCAAUAGACGGUUGCCUUUUUUACAAAAUUGUUAUCAAUGUUCAAAAAGUUCAAAUUGAUAAAGUAGAGAUAACUGCGUUAAUAAAUUGAUUGGUGGUGUAGAAACUGGAAACUAAAGUCGUGUAUGUUACAGGGGUUUUCUGUAUCUUUGAACAUUCUUUAAAAUAACUUCAUUUAUCUACAGGAAUAUGAAUUUAGAACCACUAAAGUUUGAUACAAUGGAAGUUAAUACAUCAUUAGCUAAAAAGUUUUUUGAAGAUCAUCCUAAUUUAGUGGAACAACCCAAAACAGACUUAGAGAAAGAUACCUAUUUAAGAGGAGCUAUAGAAAAUUUACCAGAAAAAUUCAAAAAAUUGGCUAAUUUAAUUGAAAAAAAUUCAGAUCUGUUUUGCCAAUUAGAAUAUUAUACUAGAAAAUUUCCAGUGAAAACAACCAAGAAUAAUGAUUUAAAGCUGUUGGUGCAUUAUUUAAAUUACCAUAGUCUGUGUAAUGAGCCAGUUAUUGUUGGAAAUAUAAUAAAGAUUCCAAGUAUAAUAAUUUCUGACACAACUCCAUUAGUGAAUUUGGGAUUGAUAGCCGAUAUUUUUCUUGCGGAAUUUAAAGAGGCAAUACUCAUAUCGACAACAAAAAGUGUUGCCAUUUGUACACUUUUUAAGGAACUUUGUGAAGAAGCUGGAUUAUCGGUCUUAAUAAAAAUAAGCAACACGCAUUCUAGUAGCUUAUCCCAUUUUGAAAAAGAUUGGGGAAGUUGUGUGGGAAUCAUUACCAGACGAUCAGAUAUCGAGUCCGCUGUAGAUGUGUUCUUAAAUGCUCCUAUAAUGAAUAUCUGGGCUGUAAAAAUGAUAUAUGUUGAAGAGAGUGCAAUCGAACGCUUCAAACAGUUGAUUGGUUCGAAAGCUAUCCGAAAAACCGAAAAAAUAUCUCAGUUUUGUACUGAUACAUACCACUACAACAAUAAAGUAUACUUAUUUGAAUUUAUCAAAGACACAGCCGCGCAACUGUCAACUUCACAAAUGUAUAUUCCCAUACUGACAUACAGAACUGUCAAAGAUUUAUUAAGUUUGAUAGAUACCUCGCUCUGUGUUUCCCUGUGGUCCAGCGACGUUGCCGAAAGCAACGAAAUCGCCAAUUCUCUUAAAAGCAGCAUUGUAUGGAUAAAUGAUUAUGGAAAUUUUAACGGCUCUCCGCGCAUUGCACAGCCCUACUUCUCCCACUUAAACCUUAUUAAUAAUAAAAUCAAAACGAAAAUUACACCUCAAAUUGAACAUCUCAUAAAGCUACGCAGUGAAUGGUUGAAAAAAGACAUUUAUGUUAGGCGAGAACUCGUCCUCGGUUGUUUAAAAGGGAAAAAUUGUACAUUUAAUUUCGACAUGGACUUUGUUGACGUUGGCAAGGACUUUAUGUGUGUCGGUAAAGUCAUGCCGGUCGAUAUGGUUUAUCUUGAAGAUAUUUCGUUGCAUGACGUUCUAAGGGCUAUUACUAGAGGUAGUGGUGUAUUGUAUUACUCGAAGGGAGAUAUAGAUGAGUAUUAUUCUUAUUUGACCAAAAUAAAUGCUCCUAUUGUGUUUUUGGAAAACGAAUUAUCACCGUCAUGUGACGGCGAUGUAUCCGUUUAUAAAAUACCUUCGGGCAGGACUAAAACAAUUUGGACAAGUUUUGGUACAAUUUUUGCAAAUUAGCAUAAGACAUACAAAUAUUUUAUUAGUUAUAAGAUAAUCUAUCCAAGUAUAUUAACAAAUAUUUACUAAAAUAUGGUAAAAAAUCGUAACGAAUAUUUUUUAUUGUAGAGUAGAUAAUGAACAACUCAUUAUUAUGUAGUAGAUAAGGAUAAGGUGUUUGUUUUUCUCGCCUUAAGUAUGUGUAUAAAAUCGAUCAUAAAAUAUUUGUUAUUUUUAUAUAAUAAAUUUUAUUUCAUUGUU
Molecule: messenger RNA, 1972 nt
Organism: Pieris brassicae (large cabbage white)
Lineage: Eukaryota; Metazoa; Arthropoda; Insecta; Lepidoptera; Pieridae
Exons: 6
Coding region: 242-1732 (496 amino acids)
Molecular function (GO): oxidoreductase activity
Source: RefSeq, a predicted model, not a curated record